UCAAGCAGCUCCCUAUAUAUUUCCAGCCUGGCUACCCCUGACCCCUAUCUCUUAUUUGGCACCAUCGCAACCCCAACCUGUUGGAAAUUGGCAAACAUGUCGUGGCUUGGAAUAAAUCCCCAAAUCCUGGGCAGAUGCUCAAGUUGCCUGGCAACUCAACUGCCAGUGGCUCCGGUCAUCAGGACCAACGUCCUCUUCCGCCACGGUCUGCGAUACGCUUCGACUGCCGCCAAACCACGAGCGAAGAAGUCGGCCGGUUCGACCCCGUCCGACGUUGCGAGUGUGCCGAAUAAGAAGAUCAGCACCAAGACCACCCCGGCUACACCCACAAAGACUCGAACGAGGAAGAAGGCCGAACCCCCCACUGAGAGCGCACCGUCAGACCCCCCUACUACCACAGUCACAAGGAAGACAACGCGGUCAGCUUCGACGAAAAGCUCUGCGACGGCGACGACGACGACGACGAAAAAGAAGAAGGCCGACGCAGAUGCAGCCGGGGACAAGCCGGCGAGCACUCGGGCGAAGGCAACCACAACGCCUCGGACACGGAAGAGCACAACCGUCGCCGCGAGUGAGGCGUCAACGUCGACAGCAAGCCAACCGCCGCCCCCACCCCCGCCCCCGCCCUCGCAGACGACCCUGGAUCCCCCGACGCCUGGCAAGAAUGUGACAGACCAUGGUGUAGCCCCUACACCGCUCGAACCGGAGAUUCCAUAUGUCGACCCUUCCAGUCCGGAGUUCAAGAAGGCGUCGCGAAAGUGGACAUCGGUUAUGGUUUCGCUCCCGAUCCUCUUGGUGACAUCGUACUAUCUCUUCGACAGACUCGUCCUUGGGAACGAGGCCAAGUCCCUCCGCCCCGCGGCAUCGCCGCAGGAGCCGCCGCAAGAGCCACCGCAUGAGGAGGGGACUCCAGUGUCCUAGGGCAGAG
Molecule: messenger RNA, 928 nt
Organism: Phialemonium atrogriseum
Lineage: Eukaryota; Fungi; Ascomycota; Sordariomycetes; Cephalothecales; Cephalothecaceae
Exons: 2
Coding region: 97-921 (274 amino acids)
Source: RefSeq, a predicted model, not a curated record